AUGUCGUGUGAAAGAGCCGCCGUUAAAGGCAAAUCAUAUCAAUUCCGACGGAGCGCUCAGGUCGCUUUAAUGAUGGGACCAUGGUACUCGGGACGAGGUCGAACGUUGAGCGGGGGCAGCGGUCAGGUGUGCCGGCCGCACUUCCACACGCCGCUCCACCCGUGGCUGGACUCGAAGGCGCUCGGCGGCGGCGCGUGGGGCGGCGGCUUCCAGCAGGACGCGGCGCAGGCCGACAAGCCCCUCUCCCCGGCGCAGCACCACCACCCCCACCCCCUGUUCUCGUUCCCCCCCACGCCGCCGAAGGACUCCACCCCCGACUCCGUGGCGGCGGCGGCCCUCGGCCAGCAGGACUACCAGGCGGCGGUCGCCCACGCAACCGCGAUGAGCGUCGCCUUCAUGCAGCAGCAGGAGUUGCCGCUGUGCGGCGACGUGAAGCCCAUGAUGGGCGCGCCCCCGACGAAGCAGCGCGAAGGUGCGCAGCCCGACACGUGCCCCCAAGAGUCGAGCCAGCCCUCCGGGGAAUACGGCGCGCAGUACAACGCCGCCGGCGGCGACUACUACGGCUAUCAGGGCAAGGGGUACAGUCAGCAGCAGAGUAAACCGCGUCCGAACAAGACGCGGACGAGCGCCGAGGGGCGGGAGUGCGUGAACUGCGGGGCGACCAGCACACCGCUAUGGCGGCGCGACGGCACCGGCCACUACCUCUGCAACGCGUGCGGCCUCUACUACAAGAUGAACGGACAGAACAGGCCGCUGAUAAAGCCAAAGCGAAGAUUGACCUUUAAAAACGUCAGUCUCGACGCGUUCGCGCUGUUUUCUAAAAGUUCCCUUGCCACAACGGACACGCUCACGCAACCUACGCCGUCACAAUCGUCUAACGUCGCUUUGCAGCUGAACGCCAAG
Molecule: messenger RNA, 903 nt
Organism: Iphiclides podalirius (scarce swallowtail)
Lineage: Eukaryota; Metazoa; Arthropoda; Insecta; Lepidoptera; Papilionidae
Source: the annotation of a GenBank genome assembly